AUGCAAUGAAUUGAAGAUCCAAGUUUGCCAUCGCGAGAGAGUCCCCAAUUUGGCAGCGACGACCCCAAAAACACGAAAACAAAUCUGAGAGCGAAUUCGAGAGAGAGAGAGAGAGUGAGAGAGAAAGAGAAGCGCUGUUAAUGGCGGAAGGGAAGGAAGAGAGUAAAUCUAGCGAAGAAAGUGUAAAACUGUUCGUAGGGCAAGUGCCGAAGCACAUGACGGAAUCGGAACUGCUUGCAAUGUUCAAGGAGUUCGCACUCGUCGACGAAGUCAACAUCAUCAAGGACAAAGCCACACGCGCUUCACGAGGUUGUUGCUUUGUGAUUUGUCCAUCCAGGGAAGAGGCUGAUAAGGCCGUCAAUGCGUGUCAUAAUAGGAAAACUUUACCAGGGGCAUCUAGUCCAUUGCAAGUGAAGUAUGCAGAUGGCGAGUUGGAAAGAUUAGAACACAAACUCUUCAUUGGCAUGCUUCCAAAGAAUGUUUCUGAAGUUGAAGUAUCUGCACUUUUCUCCAAGUAUGGAACUAUAAAGGAUUUGCAGAUUUUAAGAGGUUGUGCAUUUUUAAAGUAUGAAACCAAAGAACAGGCUCUUGCUGCCUUGGAGGCAAUCAAUGGAAAGCAUAAAAUGGAGGGUUCAAGUGUUCCCUUAGUUGUCAAAUGGGCUGAUACUGAGAAGGAAAGGCAAGCUCGAAGAGCACAGAAAGCACAGUCCCAAGCUUCUAAUGUACCACAUACUGAUUCCCAGCACCCGUCAUUGUUUGGAGCCUUACCUAUGAGUUAUGUUCCUCCGUAUAAUGGAUAUGGUUAUCAGGCUCCUGGAGGUUAUGGGAUCAUGCCAUACCGCUUGCCACCAAUGCAGAAUCAACCUGGUUUCCAUAAUAUGAUGCCUCACAUGAACCAAGGAAAUGCAAUGCGGCCUGAUCUUGGCCCCAAUAUGAACCCUAGAAAUUAUCAUAUGCCUCCUGCAAGUUACGUUAGCUCUUAUCCUACUGUCCCGGGUCUACAACAUCCAAUGGCAUAUCCUGCAGGAAUGAUUAGUCCAAGGCCUAUGAAUAGUUCUCCUGGUUCUGUUUCACCUGCUGGUGGAAAUAACAACUCUGCUGCAUCUUCAGGCGCCAGCAAAAAUUCUGGGGGUCAGGUUGAAGGUUGUUAUCUAUAUCUUAUACGUGCUUGGGUGUAAAUGAUUCCAUUCAUUUAUGCAUGUUGAUACAUGUAUUUCUAUAUUUUAUCAUCACUCUUUCCACACAGCAAGAAAGGUUACUUGAUGAUAAUUCUAUUUCUAAUUAUUUUAUGUUCUGACUUAGGACCACCUGGUGCCAAUCUAUUUAUUUAUCACAUACCUCAAGAAUUUGGGGAUCAAGAACUUGCGAAUGCUUUUCAACCAUUUGGUAGAGUUUUGAGUGCUAAAGUUUUUGUUGAUAAAGCAACCGGUGUUAGCAAAUGUUUUGGUAAGCCUAUGCUCCAUUUGUUAAUGAAUUUGGUGGGUUUUGUGUGGAGCUUGUGUUUGAUGAGCUCCAGUAUGCAGGGUUUGUUAGUUAUGAUUCCCCAGAGGCUGCUCAAUCUGCCAUCAGUAUGAUGAAUGGAUGCCAAUUAGGAGGUAAGAAAUUAAAGGUCCAGCUUAAGAGGGAUAACAAACAGGGUAAACCUUACUGAGGAAGCUGAACAAUGGAAUUUUGUAUAAUUCACAUUGUAAUUCAUGAUCCCUCUGAUGUUAAUACAAUUUGUAAUUUCUGUAACAUGAAAGUUCAUUUAGACAUUGAUUAUUAAUUUAUUGAUUUUUCC
This is a messenger RNA of Abrus precatorius (Indian licorice), 1780 nucleotides long. Its product is annotated as RNA-binding protein BRN1-like. Lineage: Eukaryota; Viridiplantae; Streptophyta; Magnoliopsida; Fabales; Fabaceae. Gene Ontology annotation, cellular component: ribonucleoprotein complex; nucleus; cytoplasm. The record is from RefSeq and is a predicted model, not a curated record. The transcript has 7 exons. The coding region runs from base 141 to 1178 and encodes 345 amino acids. Gene Ontology annotation, molecular function: mRNA binding.